AUGCUGCGAUCGCCGCUGAUCGCCACCGGCGAAGUAAAGGACGCGUCGUUGCCGGCGUUGUGCUUGCUUCGCGCACUGCACGCUCUGGCUCGCCACUGGCACACGCUCUACCGCGCCGCCUGCCUGCCAGACCAUCGUCCACUCGUGCCAAACUCAGAGUUCAUCAACGCCAAGCUCGCUGCGAAGGCUAAUCGACAGUUGCAAGAUCCACUAGUCAUAAUGACGGGGAACCUGCCCCCAUGGUUAAGGAAAAUAGCAUAUGCUUGCCCGUUCGUGCUGCCGUUCGAGUGCCGCCACCUGCUGUUCUACGUGGUGUCGUUCGACCGGGACCGGGCGCUGCAGCGGCUGCUGGAGGCGGGCGGGGAGCGGGGCGCGGCGGCGGCAGACGAGAGGGUCGCGCCGCGGCUCGACAGGCGCAAGCGCACCGUGCAGCGGCACAGCGUGCUUCGCCAGGCGGAGCACGUGAUGCACGAGUUCGCGCACACGAAGGCGCUGCUCGAGAUACAGUACGAGAACGAGGUCGGCACCGGCCUCGGGCCCACGCUCGAGUUCUACGCGCUAGUCUCGCAGGAGCUGCAGCGCGCCGACCUCGACCUGUGGCACGGCAGCGAGAACUUCAAACAGAAGCCCGCCUCGUUCGGCGGCGAGAUAGUGAAGAGCCAGCCGCCCGUGGUGACGGACCGCUCGUCGUCGGACGCGGCCGCGCGGCUCGCGUCGUCCGUGCGCGACGCGCUCAGCCUGGACGAGGAGCGCCCCCCUCACCCGCCGCAGCCGUCCGAGCACGAGAAGGAGACGUCCGUGCCGUCGGCCGCGCCGGACGCCGCGUACGUGUCGUGGCCGUGCGGCCUGUUCCCGCAGGCGGUCGGCCGCAACGCCAGGGCGUCGCACCUCUCGCGCGUCAAGGCCAAGUUCCGCUUCCUCGGCAAGUUCAUGGCCAAAGCGGUCAUGGACUCUAGGAUGGUGGACAUCCCGCUCUCGGUGUCGAUGUACCGCUGGCUAGUGAGCGAGCAGCGGUGGCUGGGGCUGAGCGACGUGCGCCACGUGGCGCCCGAGCUGUGGCGCUCGCUGUGCCGGCUGCGCCGUGUAGCCGAGCGGGCGCGCCACAUCGCUGCAGACGCCCGACACACGCCCGAACAGCGCGCGCAUUUGAUAAAUGCAUUGGAACUAGAUGGAUGCCCCAUCGAGGAGUUGGGGCUGGACUUUAUUCUGCCGGGCGACGGAUGUACCGAGUUGCGACGCGGCGGCCGAGACUUGCCAGUCACCGCUCAUAACCUGCAUAAUUACAUUUCGCUUGUUACCCAUUGGCUCUUAUAUGAGGGUGUGGUGAAACAGAUGGAGGCUUUUAGAGAAGGAUUUGAAUCAGUAUUCCCAUUAGCUAAUCUCAAGAUAUUUUAUCCUGAGGAGUUGGAGCAGGUAUUCUGCGGUAGUCCAUCAGGUGGUCGCGACCAACGCUGGGACCCGCGCAUGCUCGCCGAGUGCAUCCGGCCCGACCACGGCUACAACGCCGAAUCGCGCGCCAUUCGCAUGCUCGUUGACAUUCUCGCCUCGUACAGCCGCGAGGAGCAGCGGCUGUUCCUACAGUUCGUCACGGGCAGCCCCCGUCUGCCCACCGGAGGUUUCAAGGCGUUGAACCCACCACUGACGGUGGUUCGCAAGUCGCUUGAGUCUUCCCUUGACCCCGACGAGUAUCUGCCGUCGGUGAUGACAUGUGUCAACUACCUCAAGCUGCCUGACUAUAGCAGUGCUGAGGUGAUGCGCGCCAAAUUGCGCCUGGCUGCCUCGGAAGGACAGCAUUCUUUCCACUUGUCG
This is a messenger RNA of Iphiclides podalirius (scarce swallowtail), 1809 nucleotides long. NCBI's taxonomy places the organism in Eukaryota, Metazoa, Arthropoda, Insecta, Lepidoptera, Papilionidae. The record is from the annotation of a GenBank genome assembly.